GUGCCAGAGCGAUGCGAAUCCUUUGAUCCUUGCACCGCAGACAGCCUAAAUGGUGCGCACUUUAUUGUAUGGCGUCUGGGAUCGCAGGAUAAUUGUCGUAAUCAUCAUAACCAGACAGUAAUCCUUCCCCGGAAUGUUGAUUAGAUAUCGCGUUGUAUAUACUACCAGCUGGAGUAUUUAGCUGCUUUGCCAUGUCUAGAUCCAGAGUUUUCUCCUCCGUAGUUGCGCAGCUCAUUCGUGAGUAACUCGACAAUGUUCUCGUGUGCGCUUUUCCAGGCCAAGGACGAUGUACCACUGCCAGCAGAAGACGCUGAAGUGACAGUCAAAGUCAUCGGCACGGUGGGCCGGGGAACGGCGAUCUGCACGUACAGAAUACAGAGAGACGCGGAGGGUUUGGUGCUCUAUGUACCGUCGCUUCUCUCGCUUCCUUCCGUCACGAGACAACACGUUCGCCUCUCUGGAUGCGAAGUGACAGUAGCGCAAAGCUCCGCCGCCGUGACGCACCCUCUCCGGCUCAAAAUCGACGACGCCGACCUCCUACACACUGCGACACCGUCCUGCAACGGCUCCGGCAGCGAGUUGCCCGAGUACGACGAGCUACGGCGACGCUACAAGACGACUGCCUCCAAGCUGUUCGGGUCACAUUCGUACGAGGACGUCCUACUGCACGUGGGAGACCUACCACGAGGAGCCGAGCUGUCCGUUUGUUUUGAGUUUCUGACUCGUUUCUCAUCUUCCAACCAGGUCCCGCCCGUUCAGUACGCUCUUCGCCACAGCCUACCGUCGCUCCGCUGCUCCUACAACCUACUCCUGGCGGCCCUGUGCCCCGUGGUGGACGUCACAACGGCUGGCUCCCCUGCCUCUUUCUCCUGGGAGUACAUAUACGGCGGGAAACAGCACAGAAAUUUGGUACAAGUGUCCUACACGACGGCAAGAACAACGAGUAACAACGGGGGGAUGAGUUUGGAGGUGGGUGUGCCACUGCAGGGAGUGAGUGUUCAUCUGGGUAGUGGAGGAGGGGUGUCAGGAGGGUGCUGCUGCAGUCUACCAGCCCCGUCCAACAUAGAGAGAGAGAACAGCUCCCUCCUCGCCCCUCACGAUGGGGUCAUGAUGAUGAGCAAUGUCUUCACCCCACGUCAGCUCCCGAAGACCCUACAACAACAGCCCUAUUCCCCCUCUGAGUUUGUGUUUGUCGUUGACUGCAGUGGGAGCAUGAGUGGCUCAAACAUCCAGAUUGCCGCCGACACGCUCAUCACCUGCAUCAAGAGCCUCCCGCUCGGGUGCCACUUCAACGUCAUUGCGUUUGGCUCUACCUUCCGACAGCUGUUUCACAAGAGCACAGAGUAUAGCCAGGAGAGCAUGGAGUCUGCCGUACAGUUUGCCAACCAGCUCCAGGCCAGCCUCGGAGGCACCGAGCUCCUAGGGCCGCUACACUGGAUCUUCAAGGCCCAGCGUGUCCCCGGACUCCCUUGUCAGGUGUUCAUAAUCACCGACGGAGGAGUCACCAACACAACCUCUGUCCUGCGCUGUGUCCGUAGGAACAGACACCAAGCAAGAUGUCACACAUUUGGUAUUGGAGGUGAGGUGUGUGUCGAGCUGGUGACUGGAAUAGCGGCGGCCUCUGGAGGUCAGUGUGUCCUCGUCUCACAAGAACAGAGACUUCAGACCAAGGUGAUGGAGGUGCUCAAGGACAGCAUGCAGCCCUCCAUGAGCAACGUCAUGCUCCAGUGGCACCCUCCCAAAGGCUACUCUGUCGUCGACUCCUCUCCUCGUAACCUUGGAACCCUGUUCAGCGGAAACUCCUACUCUGCCUUUGCCUUCCUUCGUUGGACAGACCCAAUGACCAACGGGACACACGAUGCCAACGGCGACGUCAUCAUUCCUGCGGGGAGAGCCACCCUCACUGGACUAGUCAAUGGGGAGCAGGUUGAGAUUGAAAUUGACCCCGUGACCUUCCCGCCACUCUCGGAGGUCCAGGGGGAGGAGAUUACAUCCCUCCUCUCCUCCUCGGCCACCUGGUCCAAACUCUGUGACCUCGAGCUGCAGGCACUCACCAGCUCACGGAAAAACAGCCAGAAUGAAGAGAACAUGAGUGAGCCCCUGGCAAAGAAACCUCGUUUGAACGGGUUGCCCCACACUGCCACACCACAGAAGUCCCUGUCGGAGAAUCCCUUCAGAGAAGAGUUGACAGAUCUGAGUGUCCGCUCUGGGAUUCUGUGUCCCCUCACCUACCUCCAGUCGGAGAACGGAGCCAUUCGGCAGAUUAUUCCCCUCCCCCACAGCUCCCUCAGCAAACCGUCCACCAAGACUGUCCCCACCAUCCCGUCUGCUGCAUCCCGCUGCAACGGUGGCCCGGUACUCAGACACCGCAAGCGCAAACACAGUCACCGCCACCACUAUUACUCCUCUUCUUCGCCGGACUGAGUCCAGAGGCAGGGUUCACCCUCACCGCCCUGGCCAAGAGCACAUUUUCAGCCAUCGGGAACACCCUCAAGACUGUGGCCAGUAUCACCACGUUUGGUCUGGUGGGCCAGGACUCAUCACCCGUCGUGGAGAACGGGCAGAGCAUCGACGACGAGAUUGAGUAUCAAAAGACGCGGAACUCUCGGCUCCACUGGGACGAGACCAAGGGCAACAUUGUCUACCCGGGCGUCUACUACCGCUCUCACCCGGGGAACUCGCGACAUAAUCAUCACAAUCAUCACUCAAAGAGAUCCCGGCGCUCGUCAAAACACCCGUACCACCACCACCGUCCCUCGUCUUCCCGGUCUCCCUCCUCCCUCCUCCCCUCACCCUCACUCCUCACCUCCCCACCCAAUGCCCCCCUCUCCCUGUCACAGCUCCCCGAACUUCAACUACUCGUCUCUGCCACAGUAACACCACCAGUUCCUGCCUCUCUGGUAGACAAUGUUGAUGAAGAUGACGACCUUGCCAUUUCGGACACAGAGAGUGACUCGAGUGUCGACCCUGACUGGGAAGUCCUCCGAAAACCAAAUGAACUCCUCCCCCUUAUCCACAUACAGCUCUUCAGCGGUGCUUGGCCACUCUUGCGGGCCUUCUCCUAUGCCGUCGGAGUCCCCCUCGAAGAGAUCCGCAAGCUGCCCCUGCCAUCAGGGGCUAAUAACCACCAGACCAACGGACACACCAACGGAGAAAAAAGCGACAAAGACGCUCACCUGUGGGCUACAGCGGUUGCUGUGGCCUGUCUGGAGGAGCAUUUCUCUGAGCUGCGAAGUGAGUGGGAAGUGGUGGCAUUCAAGGGUCGAUGUUGGAUGGAGGCGGAAAUCCAGAGCCACAGUAAACUCACUGUGGAGGAGCUUCUGAGAUCUGCUCGUGAACUGGUGCGGCGACGAUCCUAACCACCACCCCACCACUGUCCCUCCUCUCUAUUGUGUGUUGAUUGAUAACUUUUAAUAUCUUCCUUUUGUGCCCUCCGUCUCUGAAUGUAAGGGUUUUAUGUUUCACAAUAAGCAACCUGUAUUAAUCAUGACAGACGAUAUUUUGUUCACCCAAACUCAAUUGUGUAAAGAUACAGCUUUAUCAAAAUUA
Messenger RNA from Geodia barretti, 3549 nucleotides. The record is from the annotation of a GenBank genome assembly. Lineage: Eukaryota; Metazoa; Porifera; Demospongiae; Tetractinellida; Geodiidae.